AUGAAUUCCAAAACAUAAAAAAUUAAAAAAACCCUCUCUAUAUUUCACUUCAACGACGUAUACGAUAUUGAAGGUUAUACUGAAGAACCUGUAGGCGGUGCUUCCCGUUUUGUAACUUAAACAAAAAAGUUUCAUGAAAAGCAUCCUGAAGACGGUUUAAUAUUAUUCAGUGGUGAUUUAUUUAGUCCAUCUCCUUUAUCUCUAUUAUACAAAGGAGAAUAAAUGAUUGAGCCAAUAAAUGCAUGCAGAAUCGAUGUCGCCUGUGUAGGAAAUCAUGAAUUCGAUUUUUCAAUAGAAGUAGCUGAAAAAUUAUUUUAAAAGUGUAAUUUUCCUUGGUUAUGUAGUAAUGUUUUUAAUAUUGAAACUAAUUGCAUUUUCGCAAAUAAUAACGCUUAUUCUAUUCUCGAAAAAAAUGGACUCGUAAUCGGAAUCAUGGGGCUUGCAGAAGCCGAUUGGCUUAAUUCAGUAAGCGAAAUAGAUUUAAGUCUGGUAAAAUAUGAAGAUUUUGUCGCUUGUGGUCGUAGAUUGACUAAAAUCAUGAAGGAAUAAUACAAAUGUGACCUUAUUAUAGCUUUAACACACAUGAGGGUGCCUAAUGAUAUUAAAUUAGGAUAAGAGGUACCUGAAAUAGAUCUUAUUUUGGGAGGUCAUGACCAUAUAAUAACAUAAUAAGUAAUAAAUAGCAAUAUAUUGAUUAAAAGUGGGAGUGAUUUCAGAUAAUAUAGCAUAAUAGACAUCGAAUUUAUGGAAGAUUUAGAUACCGAAGAAGAAGAAAAUAAAGGAAAAUAAUAAUUCAUAUAUAUAAAAAAGAAUAAUUUGAAAUUGAAAGUUAUAACUCAAUUUUUCGAAGUCACCAAAAACAUUAAAAAGGAUGAACAAGUAUAAAAAAUUGUAGAUAUUUACGUCUUAAAAUCAAAAGAAUUAAUGGAAAAAGUAAUUGGACAUUCCCAUGUUGACCUAGAAACAAGAUUUGACAAAAUAAGGACUUAGGAGACUAAUUUUUGCAAUUUUUAUGCCGAUGUAAUUCGAAGCGAAGUAUAAGCAGAUAUUUGUAUACUUAAUGCAGGCGCAAUUAGGUCCGAUUGUAUAUUUUAAGCAGGCCCAAUUUCAUAUUCGAUGUUAAAUAAAGCUUUACCCUUUUCAGAUAUUAUUACUGUGUAGGAAGUCUCAGGUUUGAAGGUACUUUAGGCUUUGGAAAAUGGAGUUUCUAAAUGGCCUGCUUUUGAAGGGAGAUUUCCUUGCGUUUCGGGAAUCAAAUUUAAGUUUGAUCCCAAAAAAUAGCCUUUUUAAAGAAUCAAUUCUAAUGAUAUUUGGGUUGGAAAUUAACUAUUGGAUUUAAAUAAAUAAUAUAAAGUGGCUUUAAAAUGGUUUAUUUCUUAAGGAAAAGAUGGGUAUGAUAUGUUUUAGGAUUAAAUUCAAUAACCCUUAUAAAGAAGAUAAAGCUAAGUUUUCUAAUGUUAAUGUGAAAAUAAUAGCUAAAAUGUUAAAACCUUCGAUCGAAGAAAAUCUAGAAUAGAAAGAUAACAAAGUAGCUAACUUAUUUAAGAAUUUAAAUAAAUUGGGGAUGAUUAGUUCAUUUCUAUUGCUCCUAAAGUCGAAGGAAGGAUUGAAAUUAUUUAAUGA
Ichthyophthirius multifiliis is the source of this 1623-nucleotide messenger RNA. Its product is annotated as ser thr protein phosphatase family protein, putative. Lineage: Eukaryota; Ciliophora; Oligohymenophorea; Hymenostomatida. Gene Ontology annotation, biological process: nucleotide catabolic process. Gene Ontology annotation, molecular function: hydrolase activity. The record is from RefSeq and is a predicted model, not a curated record. The transcript is spliced from 2 exons.